AGCAAGACUUGCAAACAAAGACAAAGCAGACAAAACUUUUGGACGUUUUUCCUCGUGAGACAGCAUGGCAUCUGCAGGACUACAGAUCUUGGGCAUUGCCCUCGCCAUCAUUGGCUGGAUCGGGGCCAUCGUCUGCUGUGUUCUCCCCCAGUGGAAAGUGACGGCCUUCAUCGGCGCCAACAUCGUCACGUCUCAGACCAACUGGGAGGGCAUCUGGAUGACCUGUGUUCACCAGAGCACGGGCCAGAUGCAGUGCAAGGUCUACGACUCCAUGCUGGCGCUGAGCAGUGACCUCCAGGCGGCCCGCGCCCUCACCAUCAUCUCCAUCCUCGUUGGCAUCCUCGCCCUCCUCCUCGCCAUCGCAGGGGGGAAAUGCACCAACUGCAUCGAGGACGAGAGGGCCAAAACCAAGGUGUGCAUCACAGCCGGAGUCAUGUUCAUCAUUUCUGGCCUUCUGUGCAUCAUUCCCGUCUCCUGGACGGCUAGCACCAUCAUCAAAGAGUUCUACAACCCAUAUGUAAACAGCUCACAGAAAAGGGAAAUUGGAGCUUCUAUUUACAUCGGUUGGUGUUCGACAGUGUUGCUUCUGAUCGGAGGGAUCAUCCUGACCACAUCCUGUCCUCCCAAUAAGCCCUAUUAUCCAGCCUACAGAGCGCCGAUGUACACCUACGGGCGCCCGAACACGGCGGCGUACGGUCCAGUGUACGCGGCGCCGUCCAACCAGCCGUACACCGGGACGUACACCGGGAGCUACGUCCCCGCCAAACCCUACGCAGCUCCAAGCGCAUACUCUGCUCAGCCAUACGUCAGAAACUGAAACUCUGGUUUGCACUGUAUCAUAAAACUGCAUCUCAACAGAUACUGUAUUUUUAAAAGACGCUUUGUAAUCCAGCAAAAUGUGAUGUAAAAGUACUUUAUUCAAUAGCUCUGAUUCUGGAGGAAUGUUGUUCCCUCUUUCCUGUGUAACUCAUGCAUCGCU
Poecilia latipinna (sailfin molly) is the source of this 979-nucleotide messenger RNA. Its product is annotated as claudin-4-like. Bases 65 to 817 code for a protein of 250 amino acids. The record is from RefSeq and is a predicted model, not a curated record. Lineage: Eukaryota; Metazoa; Chordata; Actinopteri; Cyprinodontiformes; Poeciliidae. The transcript is spliced from 3 exons. Gene Ontology annotation, molecular function: structural molecule activity. Gene Ontology annotation, cellular component: membrane; bicellular tight junction.